GGGACUCCGCGUCGACGCUCCAACAUUCGCACAGGCUGCGGAAGGGUUGUCUGCAGCAUUGCUGUGGGCAGCCAGGGUGUAUCACUCUAGGUGAUGUGCUCCGAAUAUCUCUAGGAUCCCAGUAAACCAUUCAUGCUCCGUCAGUUCCGUAAAGGGACCGACAAGAGAGCUACACUGUCGGCCAAAGAUGGACGUCACCAAGGCCAUCUCGGCCUACAUUGAACGAAUGAUCACAGAUGUCAACGGCAUGAAAGUUCUUCUCCUCGACGCAGAGACGACCCCAAUCAUAUCGACGGCAUUUACACAAUCAUCCUUGCUCUCUCACGAAGUCUAUCUCACAGAUCGCGUAGACAAUGUAUCUCGGGAUCGAAUGCGACAUCUCAAGUGUGUCGCCCUUUUGCGACCGACACCGAGCAGCGUUGACUUCCUCGUGCGAGAGUUGCGAGAACCAAAGUAUGGAGGUUACUGGAUUUACUUUACCAACGUACUGAAAAAGUCUUCCAUCGAGCUCCUUGCCGAGGCUGACUCUCACGAGGUAGUCAAGGAAAUCCAAGAGUUCUUCUGCGACUACAUUCCCAUUACACCCUCGCAUUUCAGCCUCAACAUUGAUUGCCCUCCACACAGUCUAUGGAGUCGAGAUGCUUUCCGUACAGCCGCAGCAAGUGGUGCUGCAUCCUCCAUAGCAAAUGGGGGAGGGAGUAACACAGGCUUCUUGCACGAAUGGGAGCCAGAGAGUCUGGAGCGGCAUACACAUGGUUUGAUGGCCCUCCUGCUCAGUCUAAAGAGACGGCCUGUGGUCCGAUACGAGCGCAUGAGCGGCCUGGCGAGACGACUAGGGGAAGAGCUCGUGUAUCAAAUGAACCAAGCACAACAGUCCCUCUUCGACAUGCGACGCACCGAGGUCCCGCCGCUUUUGCUCAUCCUUGAUCGACGAAAUGACCCCGUCACGCCAUUGCUCUCGCAGUGGACAUACCAAGCGAUGGUACACGAAGUGAUCGGCAUACGCAACGGUCGCGUCAGCCUCGAGAAUGCACCCGGUAUCCGUUCCGACUUGCGCGAGAUCGUCCUCUCCGUCGACCAGGACCCAUUUUUCAGUGCGAAUGUGUAUGACAACUUUGGCGACCUAGGCGCCAGCAUCAAAAAGUAUGUGCUCGACUACCAGGCGAGGACGAGCAGCAAUAGUAAGAUCGAGACGGUCGCGGACAUGAAGAAGUUUGUCGAGGAGUUCCCAGAGUUCCGCAAGCUUGGUGGAAAUGUCAGCAAGCAUGUGGCGCUGCUUGGAGAGCUAAGCAGAAGGGUCGAAGAAGAGCGUAUGCUCGAGGUCAGCGAGCUGGAACAGAGUCUAGCCAGUCAGGAAUCACAUACCACCGACUUGCAGAACGUUCAGCGAAUGAUCGAAUCGCCCGACAUUCAGCAAGAAGCCAAAGUUCGUCUGGCCAUCUUGUAUGCGCUGAGAUAUCAGCGCAACUCCUACAACCAGAUUGGAAACGUCGUUAAGCAGCUCUUGCACAUUGGCGUACCGGAAUCACGAGCAGCACUCGUUAAUGUGAUGCUCAACAUUGCUGGCGCAGAACAAAGACAGGACGACCUGUUCGCCAACGAAGGACUCUUCUCUCGCGGGAAGAGCGCGCUCAAGGGGUUGAAGGGUGUCGAGAACGUGUACACACAACAUUCUCCGCACUUGGCAGAGACAAUCGAGAACCUCAUGAAAGGCCGUCUGAGGGAUACUAGCUACCCUUUCGUGGGGCAAGCACCAGCUCCAUUAUUGCAGAGGUAUCAAGACGUCAUCAUAUUCAUCAUCGGAGGCUCUACCUAUGAAGAGGCUCGAUCGAUAGCGCUGAUAAAUGCGCAAGGUCCCUCUGGACCAGGAAUGGGCGCGCGGUUUCUGCUCGGCGGCACGUCGGUGCACAAUUCACAGACUUUCCUCGAUAUGGUCCAAGACGCCGCGUCUCGCUUCCCCGCGAGCGUCACUCGCCGUCCCACAACCGCCCCUGGCGCCGGCACUGGCGCAAGGGGCUUGAGCGUAGGACCAGUUUCGCACAACGCGGCUGGUUCAGCAGGCGGGGCGAGCGCGGCAGGCCCAGCUGCACUACUAGAUUCGGAAAUCCUUGGCGAGGCGGCAGACGGUGCGAAAAAUUUGGCGCGCGGCCUGUUCGACACUGUCCGCAGAGGCGUGGAAGGCAUCGCGCUCCAAUAACAUGCUUCUUCCAUACCAUUCAUCGGAAGAGAAACGCUUCUGUGUGGACUGCGCUCUUCACGUGGUGUUGCGCUAUAUACCGACUGCUACUCCCUACGUGGAUGGUGCGGUGUUUGC
Tilletiaria anomala UBC 951 is the source of this 2314-nucleotide messenger RNA. RefSeq names its product Sec1-like protein. The record is from RefSeq and is a predicted model, not a curated record. Gene Ontology annotation, cellular component: Golgi membrane. Gene Ontology annotation, biological process: vesicle-mediated transport; intracellular protein transport. The transcript has 7 exons. Lineage: Eukaryota; Fungi; Basidiomycota; Exobasidiomycetes; Georgefischeriales; Tilletiariaceae. Bases 188 to 2197 code for a protein of 669 amino acids.